CUGUGGAUGUCUAGAAACAGCAACUCACAUACGGCCGUCAACUACAUUCUGAAUCCCUAUUUAAGUGGUUGUACGCAUUUAUCCUCGGGUGAUUGUCCAUUUCCGUCCCUGCCAACUGUCCCCCAGUCCAUGACUCUCGAUCGUUGACCCGCACUUGGGUCAGACAUAAAGAUCAACCAUGAGCUCCUUAAAGCAGUUCAUUCGCAAUGUCCGCGCCGCGAAGACCAUUGCGGAUGAGCGAGCCGUCGUGCAGAAAGAAAGCGCAGCGAUUCGAGCCAGUUUUCGGGAAGAGAGCCACGACUCCAAUGUCAGGAGAAACAAUGUCGCGAAGUUGCUAUACCUCUUCACCCUUGGGGAGCGGACACACUUUGGGCAGAUCGAAUGCCUAAAGCUGCUGGCGUCACCGCGCUUUGCGGACAAGCGGUUGGGUUACCUGGGGACGAUGCUCCUGCUGGAUGAAAAUCAGGAGGUCUUGACUUUGGUGACGAACUCGCUGAAAAAUGACCUCAACCACUCGAACCAAUAUGUGGUCGGUCUUGCUUUAGUGACCCUCGGAAACAUUGCGUCGAUCGAGAUGUCGCGAGAUCUCUUCCCGGAAGUCGAAACCAUACUAUCGAGCUCGAACCCCUACAUUCGUCGAAAGGCAGCGAUCUGCGCCAUGCGGAUAUGUCGAAAGGUUCCCGACCUACAGGAGCACUUCCUCGAGAAGGCGAAAAUGCUCCUCUCCGAUCGAAACCAUGGCGUGCUACUCUGUGGACUUACAUUAGCGACGAGUAUGUGCGAGCUGGAGGAGGAGCUGGAGGAAGCUGAGGGCGUGAUCGAUGUGUUUCGACCGCUGGUACCCGGGCUUGUCAAGAUCCUGAAAAGUCUGGCGAACUCCGGAUAUGCCCCCGAACAUGAUGUGUCCGGGAUAACCGACCCAUUCUUACAGGUGAAGAUUUUGCAAUUGCUUAGAGUCUUGGGACGAGGGGACCAAGAGACGAGCGACCAGAUCAAUGACAUCCUAGCACAGGUCGCGACUAACACCGAUGCGUCCAAAAACGUCGGUAACUCUAUCCUCUACGAAUCCGUCCUUACCAUCCUCGACAUCGAAGCCGACUCGGGCCUGCGAGUCCUAGGGGUUAAUAUCUUGGGGAAGUUCCUGUCCAACCGAGACAACAAUAUACGUUACGUCGCAUUGAACACCCUCAUCAAAGUGGUGGCUGUUGAGCCGAACGCAGUCCAAAGACACCGAAACACGAUCUUGGAUUGUUUGCGGGAUCCCGACAUUAGCAUUCGCAGAAGAGCACUGGAUCUUAGCUUCACCCUCAUCAAUGAAGGCAACGUCCGCGUCUUGAUCCGCGAGCUUCUCUCAUUCCUCGAGGUAGCGGAUAACGAGUUCAAGCCGAUUAUGACUUCACAGAUCGGUAUCGCGGCGGAUCGUUUUGCGCCGAACAAGAGAUGGCACAUUGACACUAUGCUACGAGUUCUCAAACUGGCCGGCAACUAUGUUAAGGAACAAAUCCUUUCCUCGUUUGUUCGACUCAUUGCAACUACCACCGAACUACAAACCUAUUCCGCCCAGAAGCUCUAUGCUGCCUUAAAGGAUGACAUUACUCAAGAAGGAUUAAACCUCGCCGGUGCUUGGGUGAUCGGCGAAUAUGCCGACGCCCUUCUCCAAGGAGGCCAAUAUGAGGAAGAGGAGCUGGUGAAGGAUAUCAAAGAGAGUGAUCUCGUUGAUUUGUUUUCGACUAUACUCAGCAGCAGCUACAGCACCAAGAUCGUGACGGAGUACAUCGUGACGGCUGCAAUGAAGCUGACAACUCGGCUAUCCGAUCAAACGCAGGUCGAGCGGAUCCGGCAACUCCUUCGGACCCGACAGACCGACUUGGACGUCGAGAUCCAGCAGCGCGCCGUCGAGUACACGCACCUCAUGUCGUACGAUCAAGUCCGUCGCGGUGUGCUCGAGCGGAUGCCCCCGCCGGAAAUCCGAGAAGAGCAGCGAGUCCUCGGCGAAGCGACGAAGAAGCGACAUUCCACCGUGCAGAAGAAGAAAUCGAACCAAGUCACCGAAGACAUGCUUCUGGAUCUCAUGGGUGGCGCCGAUGAGGCGGGCCCAUCGACCAAGCCGACAACGAAUGGAGGCCAGAAAAAUGCAGAUCUGCUCGCUGAUAUUCUCGGCGGUAGCCCCUCCCCUGUAGCAGACCCAUCGACGUCGCCCUCGCAGCCCGCCACUUCUAACGUCAACUCAAUCAUGGACCUCUUCAACUCCAAUCAACCCAGCACCACCCCGUCCCCCGCCCCCUCCGGUUCCCUCGAUAUCCUCGGCGGUAUCGGCUCCCCUGCGCCACCCACCGCCGCGGAGCACCUCGUCUACCACAAGAACGACCUCCGCAUCUCGUUCACCUGCCAACGCCCCGGCAACGCCGUCCAGGUGCUGGCCAAGUUCAAAAACGACGGCGCCACGGCGCGGUUCACUGGUGUCGCGCUGCAGGCCGCGGUGCCCAAGUCGCAGAAACUGCAGCUGCAGGCGCUGAGCAGUGCGGAGCUUGCGCCGAAUGCGGAGGCGUCGCAGCAGAUGCGGGUGGUGGGAGUCAGCGGCCCGCCGCCUGCCAAGCUUCGGUUGAGGCUAAAGCUCAAUUAUUCGGUGGAUGGUGGCGCUCCGAUCACCGAACAGGUGGAUUGGUCCGAGCCCGCGUGAACAAGCAUUAUCCAGUCGUCUUGUCUUUGUGCCGUGCAUCUUCGAAUGACCUGAGGGUGGGACGCAUUCUGGUGGGAGGGCGGGGUCGAACGUGGACGUUCGGCCGCUGAUGUUGUCGUUUUACGAUUUCAAGGAUAGUGUGUAUGCAGCACAGGCGAAUGAGAAGAUUAAACACGGGAGAUUGCUCUCCCUUUCACAUUGAAAAUGUCUAGUGAGAUGGGAUUUCUAUAACUAUAAAAGCGCUUAGAUGUCCUAGACUAGGACGUAUAAUGCACACAUC
This is a messenger RNA of Eremomyces bilateralis CBS 781.70, 2960 nucleotides long. Its product is annotated as Adaptor protein complex AP-1 gamma subunit. Gene Ontology annotation, molecular function: clathrin-cargo adaptor activity. The coding region runs from base 179 to 2680 and encodes 833 amino acids. Lineage: Eukaryota; Fungi; Ascomycota; Dothideomycetes; Eremomycetales; Eremomycetaceae. Gene Ontology annotation, cellular component: Golgi apparatus; membrane coat; AP-1 adaptor complex. Gene Ontology annotation, biological process: receptor-mediated endocytosis; intracellular protein transport; Golgi to vacuole transport. The record is from RefSeq and is a predicted model, not a curated record. The transcript has 7 exons.